GGUUAAUUACAUACUGACUGCAAAUGGAGCAAAAAGCUUCUAAUGCGCAAAGUGACCUAGAGCAGAUGUUAGUCGAUGAAACAAUUGAGCCCAAGGCCUUGCCAUUAUCACUCUUGAAGGACAUCACAAAUGAUUUUUCCGAUGACCGGGAGAUUGGAAGAGGUGGAUUUGCUGUGGUUUAUAAGGGAGUACUUGGCGACAGGUCGGUUGCCGUGAAGAAGUUGUCCAAAGCUUAUAUGCAUGAAACGGAAUUUGACCGAGAGAUUGAAUGCCUCAUGCGGGCUAAGCACAAAAAUGUCGUAAGAUUUCUGGGAUAUUGUGAUGAUAGACAAAGAAGUGCAGAAACGUAUGAUGGAAAACUUAUCAUGGCAGAUAUACAACAAAGAUUGCUUUGUUUUGAGUACAUACCUAAUGGGAGUCUUGAUUUGUAUCUUAACGAUGCACAUCGUGAUUGGGAUACGUGCUACGAAAUAAUCAAAGGGAUAUGUCACGGUCUGCAAUACCUUCAUGACAAUCGUAUUAUUCACUUGGAUUUGAAACCCGCCAAUAUACUGCUCGACAAUGACAUGGUACCAAAAAUAACUGAUUUUGGCCUGUCAAGACGCUUAGAUGAAAAUCAAAGCCAAGUGCUUACCAAAAAUAUAUCAGGAACAACGGGAUAUUUGGCACCAGAACGUUAUGAAGGGAGUGGAAUCACACGCAGCGGUGACUUGUAUAGUCUUGGUAUUAUUAUUAUGGAAAUACUGACCGGGCAGAAGGGGCAUCAAACUAGUGAGGAUGUACUUGAAAGUUGGAGUGGUAGGUUGGAGAGAUCAAAACAAGACACAGUCUACGAACAAAUACGUGUAUGCUACGAGAUAGCUUUAAAUUGCAUACAGUUCAAUCCAAAGAACAGACCAUCUAGUGCACGAGAAAUGAUUGACCGACUUCACCAAAUGGAAAGUAUCCAGGGCUGGUUUGGCGAAAUAUUUAACUUUUCUCCUGAGCCGGCUCAACUGCCAGGCUCGGAGUACGGUCUCGUCGAAACGAAGCCUCUACUGCCCGAGAAUCUCGGUCCAAGCGGCGAGGCGAUGACGGCGACGCACGAUAUGUUGGAGCAGAUGUCGUAUCUGUGCGUGAGCGUGGUAAAGGCGCGGGACCUGCCUACCAUGGACAUGACCGGCGCGCUGGACCCGUACGUGGAGGUGAAACUAGGUGACCUCAAGGGCGUGACGCGGCACCUGGAGAAGAACGCUAACCCGGUGUGGCGGCAGAUGUUCGCCUUCUCGGCCGCCCAUCUGCAGUUCGACCAGCUGCAGAUUAUCGUUAAGCACAAGGACGUGCUCCGAGACGACUUGGUCGGCCGCGUCGUCUUCGACGUGGCCGACAUCCCGCGCCUCUCGCCUAACAGCCGGCUGGCACCGCAGUGGUACCACCUUUCCGAUGCCAACGGCAAGAGGUUUCCGAAUAGACAUAGCCUGGGCGAAAUCAUGCUCGCUGUUUGGCUCGGCACGCAGGCCGACGAGGCCUUCAUGGAUGCGCACGCCCUCUCCCUGGAGGGGCUCACCAACACGCGCUCCCAGGUGUACUACUCCCCCAAGCUCAUCUACCUCAGGGUCUCCGUCAUCGCGGCGCAGGACCUCAUGGGCACUAAGAAGGAUCAACCACUAGGGCCGACCAUCGCCAAGAUCCAGAUGGGCAGCCAGAUAAUGCGGACGCGGCCGGGGCAGCCGCAGGGGUCGGCGAACCCGGCCUGGAACGAGGAGUUCAUGUGCGUCGUCAGCGAGCCAUUCGAGGACCCGCUUGUGGUGACCGUGGAGGAGAAGGUCGGCACCGGGAGGGACGAGCCCAUCGGCCGCAUCAUCAUCCCCAUGGCGUCCCCGUACGUGGAGCGCAACGACCUGUUUAUGCCGGUGCCGUCCAAGUGGUUCAGCCUCUCGCGUGGGAUGACCGGGAGCAAGAUCCUGCUCAGGAUGAGCCUGGACACGGGGUACCACGUGAUGGACGAGCCGCCGGAGUACAUGAGCGACCUGCAUCCGGCGGCGAAGAAACUCCGCAAGAGCGCCAUUGGCAUCCUGAAGGUGGAGAUCCUGGGCGCUCGUGACCUGGCCGUGGGCGUGGAGAACCCGUACGUCGUCGCCAAGUACGGCAAGAAGUGGGUGCGCACACGCACUCUCCUCAACACCACCGCGCCGCAGUGGAACGAGCAGCACACCUGGGAUGUGUUCGACGUCGGCACCGUCAUCACCGUCGCAGUCUUCAACGACUCCCACGGCGCUGCCAAUGACCAGAGGAUCGGCAAGGUGCGCGUUCGCGUCGCCACCCUCGAGACGGAUCGCAUGUACACCCAGUACUAUCCUCUCGUGGUGCUUACCCCGUCCGGGCUGAAGAAGAUGGGGCAGCUCCAUCUUGCAGUCCGCUUCACCUGCAAGUCUUGGCCCAAAAUGCUGGCAAUGUACGGCAAACCACUGCUUCCCGAAUUGCACCACACCAACCCCAUCUCCGCGCCGCAGAUGGACUACCUCCGGUUUAAGGCCAUGGAGAUGGUGGCCUCGCGGUUGGGCAGGGCCCAGCCGCCACUGCGGAGGGAGGUGGUGGAGUACAUGCUCGACUUCGACAACCGCACCUACAUGUUCAGCCUGCGACGGAGCAAGGCCAACUUCUACCGGUUCAUGGUCCUCUUCUCACCCAUCAUGGCCAUGUGGAAGUGGUUUGACGACGUCUGCAAGUGGAAGAAUCCGGUGACGACGAUUCUGGUGAACGUGGUAUACCUGAACCUGGUGUGCUACCCGAAGCUAAUCCUGCCCAUGGUAUUCCUGUGCUUCAUCAUGAUCGUUGCGAGGAACUACCGGCAGCGGCCGCGGAAUCUGCCGCACAUGGAUGCGGUGCUGUCACACGCGGAGAUCGCACACCCGGACGAGCUGGACGAGGAGUUCGACACGUUUCCCGCGUCCAGGCCGGCUGACCUCGUGCGGAUGAGGUAUGAUCGACUACGGUGCAUCGCCGGCAGGGUGCAGACGGUGGCAGCGGACCUUGCUUUGCAGGGAGAGCGCCUGCUGUUCCUGCCCCGCUGGCAUGACCCCAGGGCGACAACCAUCUACAUGAUGCUCUUGGUGAUGAUGGCACUCGUACUGUACCUGACGCCGUUCCGGGUGGUGGCCAUGGUGAUACAGCUCUACUUCCUCCGGCCCCCGUGGUUCCAGAGCAGGACCCCGAGCAUGAUCUUCAACUUCUACCGUCGCCUGCAUUCAAACCAAGGCCUCAUGCUGUAAGGUUGAUGCACGUAGCAUUUGUCUUUUUGUUAUUGUUGACUAUGUUACCUUUUUUGUGCGCAAAAAUGAUAGAUCUAUUAUAAAAGUCCAUCCGAAUACAAAGCAUAUCAAACAAA
Triticum aestivum (bread wheat) is the source of this 3367-nucleotide messenger RNA. Its product is annotated as FT-interacting protein 3-like. NCBI's taxonomy places the organism in Eukaryota, Viridiplantae, Streptophyta, Magnoliopsida, Poales, Poaceae. Gene Ontology annotation, molecular function: ATP binding; protein kinase activity. The coding region runs from base 24 to 3251 and encodes 1075 amino acids. The record is from RefSeq and is a predicted model, not a curated record. The transcript has 7 exons. Gene Ontology annotation, biological process: protein phosphorylation.